Molecule: messenger RNA, 1613 nt
Organism: Danio rerio (zebrafish)
Lineage: Eukaryota; Metazoa; Chordata; Actinopteri; Cypriniformes; Danionidae
Gene: kmt5ab
Product: lysine methyltransferase 5Ab
Biological process (GO): chromatin remodeling; S-adenosylmethionine metabolic process
Cellular component (GO): chromosome; nucleus
Molecular function (GO): histone H4K20 monomethyltransferase activity; histone H4K20 methyltransferase activity; transferase activity
Source: RefSeq, marked provisional
CUCCAGGAGUCUGACCAAUGAACGCUACGAUUGAUUUUUAAAACCCCAAGCAGCCGCAGUUCUGCAACUCUACAUGUCUUUCUGAUUGUUGUUGGAAAUCUUCUCCAAUAUGGGAAAAGGUAAAAAGUCCAGUUCUGCCAAACGGAGACCUGCAGACAUCAACGUGAUGGAGAAAACUGACAAAGAAGCCAAAGAGAACAAGCAAGUCAAGCCCACGACAGGUCAAGGACAGCCAACAAUAGAAAGUUGUCUGAAUCUAAAGAAACCGAUCCGGAAUAAACCACUUUCCCCUGUUUUAGAUGACAAUUCUGCAAAAAAGACGAACAAACAAAGUGAAGCCAAAGAUGCGGAUGAGCUGAAUGUUUCUAAACAAGAGGAGCCUGUAGAGCAGAUCAUCAUCUGUGGACAUAAUGAACAGACUGCUGUACCUCAUAAAGCCUCUGAGACGAGGAAACAAACUAAAUCUGGCCAAAGAACGAACAGGGAAAAGUCAACAGACAGAAAGCUGAAAAGCAAAGAGUCUCUCCCCAAUCACAAGGUCACAGAUUAUUUUCCUGUACGGCGAAGUUGUAGGAAAAGCAAAGCCGAGUUGAAGUGUGAAAAGCAGCGGCACAUUGAAGAUCUCAUCAAAAACAAUGUGGAAGAGGGACUGAAGGUAAAGUGCAUUGAUGGUAAAGGAAGAGGAGUUUUUGCGGAUCGAGCGUUUCAGAAGGAUCAGUUUGUGGUGGAGUAUCAUGGGGAUCUGAUCGAGAUUGCUGACGCUAAAGCCAGAGAAUCGGAGUACGCUCAAGACCCCUCGACAGGCUGCUAUAUGUACUACUUCCGCUACCACGACAGAACCUACUGUGUGGACGCUACCAAGGAAACGGAGCGACUGGGCCGACUGAUCAACCACAGCAAGAACGGUAACCUUCAGACCAAACUGCAUGAGAUCGACGGCACACCUCACCUGAUCUUCCUGGCGUCCAGAGACAUCCGAGCUGACGAGGAGCUGCUGUACGACUAUGGAGACCGCAGUAAAGAAGCCAUCGCCGCUCAUCCAUGGCUCAAACACUGAUUCACUGUCUCACACACACUGUGCGCUGACCUGCUGUAAGUCUGCUCAGACCAAUGCUACUACAACAUAAGAGUCAGAGAUGUGAGAAUCUGAGAACUAGUCGAUUAUUGGGAUCUGUUUACGUGUGCUGAUGUUGUUGCAAACCUUUCAUUUUAAACUUAAAGGUGUACAUUUAGAAUGAUAUUCGGUGAGCAGAUAUUGAGUAUUCAUUCAGCAAUUCAUUUUAAUGAGAGCUUAUUCAGAGUAGAAUGCUGUGUAACCCUAUGGGAUGUGAAUUUUCAGGUGGGUGCUGUUACUGUACAUUUGUAUAUGCAAAAUGAACACAAUUAUAGCAGAGUGUUUUAAACCAAAUGAUUUCAAUUAUUUUAUUUGUCUUUUAUUUCUAAACUUGAGGAUCAUUAAAGCACUAGAUGAGCAGUAUAUUUGCUUUUAGUUCAUGGUGUGCAGAAGUGUUCAGCUGUAAAUACGGUUUGUAUAUUGGUGUCAUUUUAGGGGGUUUAUUUUAAUAAAGCAUCCGGCCCUCUUAUGAAAUAAAGACGCUCUUAUUCUGACGAAA